This is a messenger RNA of Oncorhynchus kisutch (coho salmon), 3160 nucleotides long. RefSeq names its product claudin-34-like. The record is from RefSeq and is a predicted model, not a curated record. Gene Ontology annotation, molecular function: structural molecule activity. The transcript has 2 exons. Gene Ontology annotation, cellular component: bicellular tight junction; membrane. The coding region runs from base 563 to 1342 and encodes 259 amino acids. Lineage: Eukaryota; Metazoa; Chordata; Actinopteri; Salmoniformes; Salmonidae.
CAGGGUUUUAAGUGUGGCCUGAUUGUAGGAUCGGUUAAUUAGCCCCGCCUUCCCUUUCCUCUUUCUGGUGAAUAGCAAUAGAGGAGUCAAUCAUUCACAGAGAUGUUAUGACUGUGACUUUAUAUGUUGUACAAGAUGAGGAAGUGUCGGUCUUGUUUACAUCGGUACGAACACAGGACGAUUGAUGGCCGGUCCGGCACACUGACUGCUGAUCUGUAGCUCUCACCACUACUAACCUGUCAGAACUAAAAGAGGGCAGCAGUUGCUUUGUCUUCCAACCUAGAGACAGCAGGACCGGAUCUGGGGGAAAACGACCAUGUAUCCAAGCCUCUUCCUUAAUAUGAGGUGCGAGACUGGAGCCUGAGGGUGAAAAACAGGAUCAGUAAGAAGAUCGAUCGCUGUUCAUUCAGCAUGGCAGCUCUCUGAGAUGAGCUCUGUCUGAGAUGACGGGGCUUUAGUUCAUCUGAUCGGAAGAUGUUGUUUGUCUGUAGGCAGACUAAGAGAACUGUCGGUGGAUUAUCUUGGCUGUCCGUUUAAGGUGAGGCUCUCUGUGUGUUAUGAUAUGGCAUACCUGGUUCACACAGCUCACCCUCAGUUUGUCAGCCUGUGGUUGAGCGCCGUGGGUUGGGUCCUUACCGCGGUGACCCUUGGACUCAUCCAGUGGAGGGUCUGGCAGGUGGCCGACUUGACCUUCAUCACCUCAGGAGUGGCCUGGGUCGGAAUCUGGAGGGUGUGUUUCUAUAGCCAUACCCUCGUGACCUCUGGGUUCAAGGUCAUGUAUUGUCAGAAUAUGGCGCUGUCGGACGCCUUCACGCCCCCGGAGGUCGCCACGGCCCAGGUGCUCACUCUAAUAGGGCUGGUCGUGGGGUUCUGUGGGAACGCUGCCGCCGUCUACGCCCUCAGGAACGUCUAUUUUGGCCUGGAGAAACAGACGCCUAUCCGUUGUGCGUUCGCAGUGGCUGGUACUCUGUGCUUGUUGUCCGCUGUGUGUUUUCUCAUACCUCUCCUGUGGAACCUGAACUCGGUGGUGACCAAUCAAACGAUUGCGUUCCCGUCGAACUUCCACAUGCCCCCUGCACCUGUGACCCAGAACGCGGGGGCAGGUAUCGGGGUCGGGAUCGUAGGGUCGUUCAUGAUGAUCAUCAGUGGAGUUAUCUUCAUCUUCUACAGGUUCCCUGUUAAGGUAGGACCCAGAGUGGAGCCGCCUUGUCCAGAGGCGAGACACUUUGAUGGGUCAAGUGUUGGGACAUUAACCCUACCGUGUCCCACAGAUCCAGGAGACAGUUUGAAUAACUCUCAGGCCAUGGACAAUCCUGCCUUCCAUUCUGAUGAACACUUGUGAUUUUAGUUUGUUUCUGAAAUCAGACAUGAUUUGACCAUAUUCAAUGUUGUAUUUGAUGUGACAUAAAGGAAUAGCCAUUUGAUUGAACUAUAUGGUUCGUAUGAGAACCCCCCCCCCCCCCCCCCCCCACCGACCUCCGAACAAGUGACAUCAAUAAGGUGUCAUAGCUUUCACCUUUGAUUCACCUAGUCUGUCAUGGAAAGAGCAGGAGUGCUUAGUGUUUUGUAUACUCAGUGUACACCCAUUUUGAUUCUUGAAGAAUAUAACUUAGAAAUGCGUCAUGAGUUUGACUGUUAUACCCAUCAGAACCCCAAAUAUAAGCUAGUUUAACUCCGCUUGUUUAACUAAUUGUAAACAAACACUGUAUAGCGUCAAUGUGGUUAACUAUAAUUUUGUUACCCUGGAUGGUCAGUCCUCGUAUCCAUACUUCUGUCUAUGGAUUUGAGAAUGCUUAAGUUUCUCCAGCCCGUCCCUCCAGCUGUUUACCAAAACGGUGGUGGGGUACCCACUUUGCCAUUGUUUGAACUGCAGUUUGCCCCUUUAAAAUAUGUCAGAUUAUAUGAUCCUACAUUGAUUCGUAACAUUCUUAUACCGAAUGAUUGUGCUGUAGUUGAUAUCAGAAAAGCACCUUCAUUUAAUAGUCAAGAGUAUUUCACAGUGUGUUGUAUUGAGUUAAUACUGCUACUGUAGAGAAGCAGUGAUUUGGAGGGGACACAAAGACACACGCUUUAUCUUUUGAGGACAUGCUUGCAACACACCUCUCUAGUCAUUGCCUUGCAAAAACUCCAAAGGGAGUUUAAAAAACGGAUUCCAUUAAAUGUUUUCCAUUUCAUACUUGUAUUGCUGAUGCCAUUGAAUGUAUUUCUUUGUAAAUUAUGCAGAAUUUGUACCGUUUCUGUUUUAUUUGAUCACAUUCUAAAUGUUUUCAACUUUUAAGGGCUCUUGACAUCCAGGAACAAUAUUAUACACAUGCACAAUUCAAUCAAAUAGUUGUGAUAAAUCAUGUGAUUUAAAAGAGACCAUGUUUGAAUCAAUACAAUCUUAUCACACACUGUAUUUGUUUUGAUGUGGAGUAGCAACAGUUUUAUUCCUCAGUCUGGUUUUAGACAGCCCGGCAAGGACCUCAAUGAUCCUCUAUCCCUGACUGCCUUGCAGUCUGCACUCUGUAGAGCUCCCCCACUGAUUGGUGAACGCUGGGUAGUUACUGGCUUUGUCCCAAAUGGCACCCUAUUCCCUAUACAGUGCACUACUUUUGACCAGAGACCAAAUGUAGUGCACUAUAAAAGGAAAAGGUUGCAAUUAGGAACACACACACUGUCUGCCCCUAUUAGACCACAUUGUUUCCUGGUAACAAGGCUUCCGUUAGGGGCCGUAAGGUGUUAUCGUGUUCAAGUCAAAUAUUGGCUCUGGCAGAACGGUGUUUUGACAGUCGCGGUCCCACAAAAUCAUAUCAUCCAUUUGAUUGUGCUACAGAAGAGGAAGGGAUUUUAUUUUAUUUCUCCAAAUCCUCUUUUUUGACGAUUUAAAUUUUUUUUUUUACAUUUAUCAAAGCAAGUAAUGUCCUUGUUAACUAUGGUCCCAAAAUGAAGACACCAGUGGCCAAGAAGAAGUGAUGUGUAUUGUGGAGCCUCUCAUUCUCAUUUGGGCCCGUUCAUGUGAACAGUGCAGGGGAGGAGACUGAGACUGGCUGUGGCAGGGCAUAUGAGUCCUUGACCAGACCUCUCAAAGCCGGAGUGAGGACAAUCACAGUGGGGAUUGUUACUCUGGCUGAAAGUCCGAACAGUCAGAUCCUGUGGACAGCACACUGUGUUGGGGGGG